Molecule: messenger RNA, 1854 nt
Organism: Carica papaya (papaya)
Lineage: Eukaryota; Viridiplantae; Streptophyta; Magnoliopsida; Brassicales; Caricaceae
Source: RefSeq, a predicted model, not a curated record
CACAUAUAUGUGUGUGUGUAUAAUUUAUCAAUCAACUGCCCCUUCUAAUGUCAUAAUAGUCCAUAUGGUCAGUCAUCACUGCUCGCAAAGAACGCUCCUUUCUCACUCUGACCUAAUCUUCUUACUUCCUGCCGGCUCCAGCCAAUGCCUAAUAACUCCCCCCCACACACAACCAUCAUUGAAUUUUCAACAGAUUCAUUCAAUUCCCCACUUUCCAAAUUACGCAUUGCAUCUCAACUUCAUCUGAGAUUUUGAUCGAAACAAUCGACGAUGCUACUGGUUUAUGUUAUCUUCGUCGCAGUCCUUUUAUGUGUUCUUCGAUUUUUAUCGAAAACAUCUGUUCUUCACAUCAUUGCCGCGUUUUGGCAAUCGUUAGAAGAUAGAUUGUACUUGUAUCAGUCCUACAAAGUACCCCAAUUCAACGAAAAUCUACAGGAAAACCUGCUCUACCGCAAAGUGUACACUUACUUGCAUUCUCUCCCUUCCGUGGAGGACUCCGAUUUCACGAACCUCUUCACAGGAUCCAAGCCGAACGACAUCCUUCUCCGCCUCGAUCCGGCUCAGAGAAUUUCCGACUCGUUUCUUGGCGCCAGGCUUUGGUGGACGAGCGAGAAAUCCGAUAGCGAUGCCGGAAGAGCGUUCGUGUUGAGACUGAGGAAGAAAGAAAAGCGUCGAGUCUUGCGUCCGUACAUGCAACACAUUCUGUCCGUUGCUGAUGAUAUCGACCUAAGGAAAGGCGAGAUCAACCUGUACUUGAACAUGGAGAAUGGUUCCCGCGAAAACGGACGGUGGAAAUCGGUUCCGUUCAGUCAUCCUGCGACCAUGGACACGGUUUUGAUGGACGGCGACUUGAAGAACAAGGUAAAGUCUGACCUCGAGCUCUUCGUCAAAUCCAAGCAGUACUACCAUCGACUAGGCCGUGUUUGGAAGCGUAGUUAUCUUCUCUACGGCCCGUCCGGUACCGGAAAAUCGAGUUUCAUCGCCGCAAUGGCCAGGUUCCUCUGUUUUGACAUUUACAACAUCGAUUUAUCUCGAGUCUCCGAUGACUCCGACUUGAAGAUGCUCCUGGUACAAACCACGACCAAAUCACUGAUCGUGAUAGAAAAUCUCGACGAGUUAUUGUCAGCGAAAUCAACGGCGGUGAGCCUCUCCGGGAUACUCAGCUUCAUGGACGGAAUCAUCUCGUACUGCGGGGAAGAACGGGUGAUGGUGUUCACAAUCAACGGCAAGGAUCAAGUUGAUCAAACGGUGAUAAAACCGGGAAGGAUCGACGUUCACAUACAUUUCCCGCCGUGUGAUUUCUCUGCGUUUAAGAGUUUGGCCACCAGUUGUUUAGGGGUCAAAGAGCACAAGCUGUUCCCCCAAGUGGAGGAGAGUUUCCAAAACGGUGCGUAUUUGAGCCAAGAGGAGAUAAGCGACAUCAUGAUUGCCAACAGAAACUCGCCUUCUCGGGCACUGAAAUCCGUUAUCUCCGCUUUGCAGUCCAACAAACUGGGCCGGAGAUUGAGCGAUUACGGGUCGGGUCAAUUACUUGAGGAGUCGGGUGAUUCCGGAAGCUUGUUUAGCAGAGAGAGUGUUCAUGUGAAGGAGUUCAAAAAGCUGUAUGGGUUUUUGAGAAUUGGAAGCAGAAGGAAAGAGGAGCCAUUAGAUUUAGCUUCUGCAGAUAAGCAGGUCCAGCUUAAUUAAAAGCGCUUAUUCUUCACAGUAGAGCUUUUUCUUUUUUUUCCUUUCCUGAUUACUUUAAAUUCAAAAUAGAAAGUGCGUAACUCAACUGUAAUUUGGGACAUAAACCCUGUACAAUUUCUGAUUUCAUUGCUACAGUUUGGAGUAAAAAAACACUGUAUUAUUCUUUUC